AUGGCUAAGAGAUUCACAGCACAGCUCGUCGUCAGCAGACUCUCUGCUUACACCACGGAUCAAUCGCUAAGGCAACUAUUUUCACCUUUUGGUCAGAUUAGAGAAGCUCGUCUUAUAAGGGACUCGCAAACACAGAGACCUAAAGGCUUCGGCUUCAUCACCUAUGAGUCCGAGGAUAAUGCACAGAUCGCGAUGAAAGCUUUAGAUGGGAAGAUUGUUAAUGGCCGAUUGAUAUUUGUAGAAACUGCGAAGGAAGUAGAAGCACCAACAACAAAUAUGAACAAUAACAAAAAGCUUGAAGAGAACACACAGACAGAGUCAUUACAAAACAACUAA
Eutrema salsugineum is the source of this 336-nucleotide messenger RNA. RefSeq names its product cold-inducible RNA-binding protein. Gene Ontology annotation, molecular function: RNA binding. The transcript is spliced from 4 exons. Bases 1 to 336 code for a protein of 111 amino acids. NCBI's taxonomy places the organism in Eukaryota, Viridiplantae, Streptophyta, Magnoliopsida, Brassicales, Brassicaceae. Gene Ontology annotation, biological process: positive regulation of mRNA splicing, via spliceosome. The record is from RefSeq and is a predicted model, not a curated record. Gene Ontology annotation, cellular component: spliceosomal complex.